CGGAAGUCUGAUUGACUGUUUCCAAGGAGACCACCAAUACUACUGAGCGCUGGGCUGCUGGUCAGUGCUGAGGGUCAAAGACCGCCAAGAUGUCAUUUUUAUUCGACUGGAUCUACAGGGGGUUUAGUAAUGUUUUACAGUUCUUAGGUCUGUACAAAAAGUCAGGGAAGCUGGUUUUCCUGGGCCUGGACAAUGCUGGUAAAACAACACUCCUACACAUGUUGAAAGAUGACCGACUUGGCCAACACGUGCCAACGCUGCAUCCAACUUCUGAAGAGCUGUCAAUUGGUGGGAUGACCUUUACUACAUUUGAUCUGGGGGGACAUGUACAAGCUCGAAGAGUGUGGAAGAACUACCUGCCAGCUGUGAAUGGAGUCGUCUUUCUCGUAGACUGUGCAGACCACGACAGACUCUCAGAAUCCAAGACUGAACUCGAUGCUCUCCUAGGGGACGAGACCAUAGUCAACGUACCAGUGUUGGUGUUGGGUAAUAAAAUUGACCGCCCUGAAGCCAUCAGCGAAGGAGGACUGAGAGGAGCUUUUGCUCUUGAUGGUCAAGUUACCGGAAAGGGAAAUGUCUCUUUGAAGGAGCUGAACGCCCGGCCGCUGGAGAUUUUCAUGUGCAGCGUGUUGAAAAGACAAGGCUACGGGGAAGGUUUCAGAUGGUUAUCACAGUACAUCGACUGACACGCAGCACUGAAGCUUAACCGGAAGGGAGUUUCUUGACACACAUUUUUUUUUAUGAGACUCUGUCUCUUUGCCAGUGUCAAUCAGCCCAAAUUUCAAACUAUAUUAUUAUUAAGAGCUUAUUCUUUUUAAUGCUUUAUUCUGGAUUUAAAGGUUUCUAUGCAAACUUUUAAAAGUGGUUCAUGGUGAACUGUCUUACCUGUGUUAUUAAUGUGGGAAUUAACUGAGUUGUCUAACUCCAUGGCAAGUUAAUUAGGUUACAUCCAAAGGUUACAUCAUACCUUAAUUACAACACACGAGCAGACGCACAUUAUGCACGAAUGUAGAUACGUACACAUUAGUUUUGCAUUACUUAAUAUGGAAUAACUAACUGCUCUAGUUGGAAUUUAUUAGGAAGCAAGUGAUGAAAAUGAAGGACUUGUGAGAUUGUGUUGGGUAGCUUAAUGCUUGUCUGACAUCAAGUUUAGGUUUUAAAAUCUACAUAACUAAAUACAGAAGAUUCAUUUUAGUUUAUUUAAUCUAAUGUCACGCAGCCACUGCCUUCAAAGCAUAUAGCCAAAGAUGUAUGCUAAUGACUUUGGGUUUAGCAGGGAGAGAGAUUGGAUUUCGACAAAACAUAUCUUCCAUGCUGAGCACUGAGCCAAAAUAACAUCAUCCCCAAUCCCCUUUAGAAACCAAAAAGGAGAAGAGACAGCAUGUCCCACAAAUAAAGGCAAAGGAUUCAGUGAUAAUGAUUUAAAGAUGAUGAGUAAACGGAGUCUCAUCACUGAUGAGUGUGCUGUGAAUAAUGUCUUCUCACUUUCAGUGUCUUGAUGGAAUUAGCUUGUUUAUUUUUGCGUCUUUUCCUACGCGUUGACCCAUUAGUGAUGUCACAUGUUGCGUUGAAGGCAGCUAAUUUGAAGUGCGUUAGAAAUAAGUCUCGAUUAUCUUUGUCUUUUGGGUGUUCAGUACAGAACUCAAAGAUAAAAUGUUCAUACCGAACUUUUAUGAUGUUCAGUGGCUCCCCUUGCUUUAUUAUGUCAUGAAGGCUGUAAUAAUGCAUUGCACUUAAAAUGUCGGCAAGCAAUAAAGUAGAAUGACCAACUGUGCUGUAGCAGAGACAAUCUUACUUCUCUGUAUUUGAGAGUAGGAAAUAAUGUAUGUAGUUCUGAGACUGUUAAUUGAAAUUCAUCGAUUUUGUUAUUUAUCCAUUUAAUCUAGAGCCUGAGCAAUAUAUCCACAUGUAGGCUGUGCAACAGGAUUGAAGUGCUGCAUGUACUUUUUGACUAUCUGAAAAGAUAUGAGAGUGCACUUGCAAACGUUAAAUGUGCUAACCUGUAAAUUAAUAUUCUAAUCUCAUUCUUGAUGUUUGAGUCAGUGCAUGUUAAUGUGCAUACAUUCUUACAAUGGCCUGUGCAAUUUUAGAAGCUGGAAAUAGAUCAUGAGAAACAUAAAUGUUUGAUCAUUGUACCCCAUUUACUGUUUCCUGCAUCCUAUGUUUACAGGGUAAGAUUUUAAAUAUUCUGCUUAUUAAUAUAUGCAGGGAUGUUUGUGACUGAGAUAAAAAAAAAAGAUAAAUAUGAAACAGAUUUUUUUUUUUUUUUUUUUUACAGGGAAUCUUGAGUGUUUACUGAGAUACAGUAUGCAUGUAAAGAAACUGCUUUUCCUUUGAACAGUGUUGUGUACCAGUCUCUUAACUCCUGUAAAUUAUGUAUAUUACAGAUGUAAAUGUUUGUACAGUAACUGCCUAUUAGCUGACAUUAAUAAAUCACUGGAGCUAUUUAUAGCUGAUUGACUUAAAAUAAUAUUUGCAGCGAUUAUCUGUGUGAAUAGUUUCAACUUGAAUGACAACAUGCAUACACACAGAUCUAUUUGAUGAGUGGUUCACAUCUUGUAAUAAAACCAACUUUUUUUUGGACUCAA
Perca flavescens (yellow perch) is the source of this 2588-nucleotide messenger RNA. It is a transcript of the gene sar1aa, whose product is annotated as secretion associated, Ras related GTPase 1Aa. The record is from RefSeq and is a predicted model, not a curated record. The transcript is spliced from 7 exons. Gene Ontology annotation, biological process: intracellular protein transport. The coding region runs from base 90 to 686 and encodes 198 amino acids. Gene Ontology annotation, molecular function: GTPase activity; GTP binding. Lineage: Eukaryota; Metazoa; Chordata; Actinopteri; Perciformes; Percidae.